UUUGUCUAACCAAUUUGAUUGAAAGAUUGAAGUAGAAUGUACGGGAGUGGGACAACGAAACAAGUUUUACAUAAAAACACAACUAACAAGUAAAAGUUGUUGAAGUGUAAGGUAGCCAAGUUAGUGUAAAAAAAUAUGGUAUUUUAAGAAUAUUGUUACACAAAAUUUUUCAAUUUUACAAUUAUUUAAAAAUAUAAAAAGAAUUAUUUUGGAAAAUAUCAAGAAGCAAAAUAAUAAAUCUUUAUAAUUGAAAAAAUGUAUAAAUAAUUUUAUGCAACUCGCAAAUGUAAUAAAAUUUUUACUGGAGCUCCUUAGGAUUUUUAUUAUUCGCUUUUUUUUUAAUACGAUACGACGUUGUUGGUAUUUUUAUCUAUCUCUUUCAUAUAUUCCAGUUACAUUUUGAUUUGUGUGAAUAUAGAAGAAACAGAAGUGUUCAUAAAAAAAAAUAAGGAAAAAAAAAAGAAAAUGAAAAAUUUUGUGUGGUGAAUGAAUUUUGGUUUUAAAAAGAAUAUACAAAUGCACAUAUAUACAUACAUGCAUAUAUAAUACGUCCGCACCCUUUCACGCCUUUCAAAAACAUAAUUUUCUUAUUUGAAUAGUCUAAUGUCAAAUAUUUUAAUAAAAAAUUCAAUUUAUUAAAUUAUUAAGAAAAUAAUUACAAAAAUAUGAUAUCAUUUUAAAUGUUUUAUUGCAAAAUAAUUACCUAAACAAGUGAAAAAAUAAUAUAUAUAACUUAAAAAAUAUACGACCACACACAAACAAUAAAAUAUCUUAGAGUUUACAGUAGAUAUAAUUUCUUUUUAAGAUUCAAAAGAAAGUUAGUAAUAAAAUUUUAAUAAAGUGAAAAAAGAAUUAAUACAUAUUAGUAAAAAAUGAAAAGUAUAAUUAAAAAAUAUAGUUGAAAUAAAAGUGCUUUAUCUUUAAGUAGUUAUACUUUUUCUGUGUAUUUUUUUUUUCGUUUCAAUAAAUGUGCACAAAAAAUUACAAACUAUUAUUGAAGUAAUUUUCAUCCAAAGUCAUCAACUAUAUUAUACAGACAAGAUUUUUGUGAAGAAAAAACCUAAGUUUUUAAAUAAAACGAAAUAAAAUUUUGGAUAAUAUUACAAAAGAUGAAGGUAUGCUACAUCGUAGCACAAAAUUGGAACAUUAUUACAUUUUGAUAAUAAAUGAAUUAUGGAGCAAUAAUUCCCAUGACUUAUUUACAAAAGAUUCGAAUCAAAACUAAAUUAAAUAAAUUAAUAACUAAGAAUUGAAGAAAAAUAAUAAUUCUUUGAAAAAUAAAGAAUUAUCAAAAAGAAAAAACACAUUUUCAAAAGUAAAAAACCUGUAAUCUAAAUAGUAAAAGGAAAAUAUUUGAAUAUAAUCAAAAUAAUUUAAAUUAAAAAUGCCAUUACCGAAACGUUCAAUAGAACCAGUGCAUGUAGCACGUUCUGUUUAUCAACGUGAUGAAUUACAACCAACUGAAUUAGAAACAGUAACGAAUACAACAUUAACAAAUAUUAUUCGACAAUUGUCAUCAUUAUCUAAACAUGCUGAAGAUAUAUUUGGUGAAUUAAGACGUGAUGUUGGUAAUAUUGCUGAUCGUGCAAAUUCACUGCAAGCUCGUAUUGAUCGUUUAGCAAUUAAAGUAACACAAUUAGAUAGUACUGUUGAAGAAGUACCAUUAACUGAUAUACAAUUAAAGAAAGCCUUUAAAUCUGCUAAUAUAUUUGAUCAACAAAUAUUUUCACGUGCAACAAUGCCAGCACCAAUGUUAGAAACAUAUGCAUUAUGCGAUAAACCACCACCACUUGAUAAAUUAAAUGUAUAUCGUGAUGAUGGUAAAGAUGGUCUCAAAUUUUAUACAGAUCCAAAUUAUUUCUUUGAAUUAUGGAGACAAGAAAUGCUUAAGGAUACAGAACGUGUUAUGCAUGGUAAAAAAAUGCAUCGGCCUAGAGAUGGUAGCGCAGGCGGUAAUCAAAGUGGACAAGGUAAUCAAAGUAGUAAUGCUGCUGGUGGUAGAGGACAUAAGAAACGUGUACGAACCCCACAUAAUACAAGAGAAAAACAACGACAAAUCGCCAUUGGACAUGGUGAAACUUUAAUGCCUAAUAAUGUGAUUUAUAGGACACCAAAUGCUGUGCCAACUGAUGAAUCGGGUUAUGGUAGCUAUCACAGCGAUCAACCAAAUUAUUUCUACUAUUAUCCAAUUCAACAUAAUACUUUGGAAUUGUCACCAUCAAGAAUUCGUCCGCUUCAAGAUGACUUAUUGCAUCCCGAAUUGGAUAGUACAACACGUUCUUUAGUUUCUUCAUGCAUUAAAGAUUUAUCGUGUAUGGGUGUUUACGAUACACGACCUCCUCGACCAAAUUCAAUCGAAUUACGACGAAGCUAUCCAGCCGAAUCAGUAGAUGGCGGAUAUGGGCCUUUGUCACCACAAGCAGCAGCAAAUGCAGGUACUGGAUAUCAAUCAAUUUAUGGUAUGCAUCCAAAUGCUGUUGGUGGACAACAGCAUAUGCAACAAAUGCAACAACAACAAAUGAAUUUAACACAACAACAGCAACAGCAACAAUUAUACGAUGAAUCAAUUUAUAAUUCGCAAUCUAUUUAUGGCCAAGGUGGGCAAGGUCCAAUAUCACAAGAAAAUUUAUAUGCGCCUGGCACUCCAUCACGAACAAAACCCAGACCUACACAACCGCCACCAGCUCCACCAUCAAAUGGCAGCAAUGGUGGUACCCCGAAUACAUCAAACGCAAACACACCAACACGUGGCAGAAGUAUGUCGACUGGAAGAGAUAAUUUACCACCGCCUCCACCUAUACCAGAUGGAUUAAAUAACGGAGGUAAUAUGGCGCCAAAUUCACCACCACCACAAUUGAAUAUGAAUGGAGGUAAUGUUGUAGCAAAUAAAUUAUUAGGACGUGCAAAUAGUACAUCAAGAUCUGGUUCCCCGCAAUUGGGACCAUGUAGUAGUGUGCAGGAUGCUAAUGCAUUAGUUAUGGCACAAUUAAGUAAUCAAAUCAAUAAUCUUAACCAUAUUAAUAUGCAAAUGAAUCAAAUAAAUAAUAUUAAUGAUUUGCCACCACCUCCACCAAUACCAGAUCAGAUAACGCCGCCAAAUUCAGCUCCACCACCACCACCUCCCCCUCCACCAUUAUUAGAGGGUCCCCAACAAAAUCAACAACAAAGUCAACAAAUUAUUCCUCCAAAACCGAUGGCUAAUGGCGAUAUACCAGGAAAUCAUCCAUCGGCUAAUGGUGUAAUUAUGGCCGGACAAGGUUUAGGUGGUAAAGUAACUGUGGGACCGAAAAAAUUAUUACCUCCAUUCCAUGAUACUCGAACGGAUCUAAUGAAAGCCAUAAGAGAUGGAAUAACCUUGAGAAAAGUCGAAAGAACCGAACAAAAAGAAAUUGAAAGAUCUACUGGUUUACAUGAUGUUGCUUCAAUUUUGGCAAGGCGUGUAGCAAUUGAACUAUCUGAAUCGGAAGACUCAGAAAGUGAAGACGAUAGUGAGGGAUGGGUUGAACCACAAGAAACGUCCGCUUGAUCUUUAGCCGAUGUAGGUGGUGGCAAUACUAGUAAUAUUAGCGGUAAUAAAACCAAAAAGAAAAAAUAAUUAAUAAUUUUUCACAGGAGUGAACUAAUAUUAGAAUAGAAGGAAUAAUGAAAAUGUGUUUGAAAACAUUAAUUAAAGAAAAAUAAAAACGAUAUUAAAAAGAAACAAAUUCAACAAUUAAAGGUGUAAUUAAUAAUAAAUCUUUUAAAUCUACCUUUGCAUAAUGGUACUAAUUAUUAUAAAAACAAAUUAUAUGUAAUGUAAUUUGUUAAAUUAAAGAAAAAUUAUACAUAUUCAUAAUGAAAACAAUGAAAAACUAUUAAAAUCUUUUAAUGGAAAUUUGAACAAAAAACCUAAAACAAAUAAAUAAAGUUAAAUAAAUUUCUAAUUGAAAUUAGUUGAAAUAUUUUUAAUAAAAUCUUAAAAUAAAUAUAAUUUAUUGAGAAUGACAUAGAUAUGUGACAAACAUUUAGUGUAUAAAUUAUUAUAAAAUUACCUAAGUAAUAACUCUUUAGUAUUUCAUAAAAUUUACUGAAAAUAUGAGAAAGAUUAUUGAAUUGGAUUAAAUCAAAGAAUAUGUAAGGCUUUUCUAAUACUGGUUCAUCACGUUUAGUUGCAUAAUGUAAAUUCAACUUUAAUUUUACGAAUUAUAAUAAAGUGAAAUGUUAAUAAUUAUUGUUAUUUAAUUUGCUUUGCGAAAAUUAAAAGUAAUCGAAAAAAGUAAUUAAAAAAAAGUUCGCCAUAUUUUAAUUGUACAUUAUUUUUAAAGUUUGCAAAAAUUAAAAAAAAAAAAACAAUUUAAAAAUAUAGUAUUGUACAUUUAUCUUAAAAAUAUAAAAUAAAUAUAAAUUAGUUACUUCAUUCAAAUAAUAAAAUAUAAGUAAAUAAGGAAAAAUAUUACAUAGUACAUAAUAUAUUAAUUUAAAAACAU
Molecule: messenger RNA, 4466 nt
Organism: Condylostylus longicornis
Lineage: Eukaryota; Metazoa; Arthropoda; Insecta; Diptera; Dolichopodidae
Gene: SCAR
Product: actin-binding protein WASF2
Exons: 6
Coding region: 1385-3526 (713 amino acids)
Biological process (GO): actin cytoskeleton organization; positive regulation of Arp2/3 complex-mediated actin nucleation
Cellular component (GO): cytoskeleton; SCAR complex
Molecular function (GO): protein kinase A regulatory subunit binding; Arp2/3 complex binding; actin binding
Source: RefSeq, a predicted model, not a curated record